Molecule: messenger RNA, 4158 nt
Organism: Petromyzon marinus (sea lamprey)
Lineage: Eukaryota; Metazoa; Chordata; Hyperoartia; Petromyzontiformes; Petromyzontidae
Source: RefSeq, a predicted model, not a curated record
AAAUCGAGGCGCGUUGCGGCGAGUUUCCAAUCGGUGGUGUGUGGGGGGGGGGGCAAACGCUCCGCAACUUCCGGCGGGGGGCCUCCCGCGAGUGUUAUUUAUUUAUUAUUUACCUCGCCGCUCGCGGCCGCGUCGAGAGUGGCCGCUCGCUGCUGCAGCCAUGGAGGACAGGACAGAGCGCCGUCCGUCCGACUCGCGACAGAGCCAAGACUCGCAGCUUCACAUCAAGUCGGAGGCUUGGUCGACCGUCCCUGUCAAGUCAGAGGAAGUCAGGGAGCCGUGCCUGCCCGGAAACCCGUCGGCAGUGCUCUGUGAGCAAGACGGGCAGGGCCUAGACGUCGACUGGCUGAAGGUGGAAAUUGCGUGCGACGGAACGUACAACCAGAGCGACGCUGCGGACCCUGGCGGAGCGGCCAGCCCUGCGUGCGACCAGCAGCAGCUCUGGUACCAGGGCCCAGACGUGCUGGACUCGGGCGAGGUGUCCCAGGACGAGGGCCAAGCCACUGGAGGCGCAGAAAAAUUCCUGUCUGUGAUUCCAAAGCUUCAAGACAUCUCAAAGGUGCUUGAUCGGUUCCCCAAGUACAACCGCAUCCUCGUGUACUACUACCUGUGCAAGGGCAUGCGCACGCAGGAGAAGGCCAACCCGCUAAUCGCUGAGGCCGCAAUGAGCGCCGGGGUCACCUACCGGCACGUCUACAACUUCAUCGGGAACUUCCGGCGCGCCAGGGGGGAGUCGAAGCAGCGACCCCCGCGAGUGUGGGAUGGCGAUGAGGACCUGCUGGCCAGCCUGGACCUUAGCCUCAACUCGGCACAGUCGGGGCCUCCGCCAGCCCCGUCGGCUUCCAACGCCGCCCGCAAGCCCGGUGCGGUGGACGAGGGCCGGGAGGGGGCGCCGGAGGGCAACGCGGCCGCCCAGGCGCCGUGCCCGCCGCCCGGCGAGAGGCGCGGCGGGGGGGAGGAGCCCGCCGGCGAGGAGCCGCGCGAGAUCUUCCAGCACGUCAAGAACCUGCAGCGCUUCCCCAAGUACAACCGCGUCCUCGUCUACUACUACCUGUACCGCGGCAUGCGCACGCAGGAGAAGGGCAACGCUCUCAUCGCCGAGGCGGCCGAGCGGGCCGGCAUGUCCUACCAGCACGUUUACAACUUCAUCGGCAAUUUCCGGCGGGUGCUGGGGCAGGCAAAGACGCGCGUGCGGAGGGAACCAAACUGGUAUGAGACGGGUUUCCCCAGCGCUGGCGCCGGCACCGGCGCCACGGUGACAUCUUCAUUCCAGUCGAUCCCCCCGAAACUGGCGCAGCCCGAGAACCAGGGGUUGCCAAGCGGACACUGGCCCGACGGCGCCGGGAAGGCAGACGUUCACAACGACUCGAGCUUUGAGGCCCUGCACGGCUGGGGCGAGAGGGAGGAGCCUUCGGAUGCGGAGGCGAGCCGCACGGCGGAGUCGGAGAGCUCCCACGCGGAGUCGCCACAGCAGGCCGACGUGGUGACAGCGGCCGGUUGCUCGCUGGCGGACGACAGCUGGCCGUGCCUCGGCGGGUACGCCGACGACAAGCUGCCAGAGCCCGACGGGGGCGUGCCGUGCAUUGGGGACGAGCGCAUGGAUGAUACCCCACCGUGCGAAACUGAGCAGCCGCCGCCGCAGCCGCCGCAGCCGCCGCCGCCGCCGCAGCAGCAGCUGCAGCAGCUGCAGCAGCAGCAGCAGCAGCCUCAGCAGCCACCACAGCAGCAUCAGCAGCAGUCGGGAAUGGUGGCUUCCCCGUGCAAACGGCCCUGCUCGCGACCGGCAGAGGAGACCUGUGCAACGAUGGUGGACAUGGCAAGUCCUGAAAAGUUCCUCGCUGAUCUGCGCUCAAAUAAAGAACUGGCAAAGAAGCUGCAGCGCUUCCCCAAGUACAACAGUGUCCUCGUCUACUACUACCUGUACCGCGGCAUGCGCACGCAGGAGAAGGGCAACGCUGUCAUCGCCGAGGCGGCCGAGCGCGCCGGCGUGCCCUACCAGCACGCCUACAACUUCAUCGGCAACUUCAGACGCGCGCUGGGCGAUGCCAAGACGCGUGGCGUGAGGGACAAGAGCCCUUUCCAGAAGAUGAACUUUCAAUCGCCGCUCGCGGGUCAGGGCAAAGCCAAGAUGGGCCCCCUCCCCUCGGCCAAAGCAAAGCUGCUUCACGCCACCGCUGGUGCCCGGGAGCCUCCAGGUCUCACCGCAGUGGCUACGCCGCCACCCCCCUGUGGCCGUGACGAGAGGGAGCCUUGCCCUCCCGUGACCCCUGACAGCCCGUCAAGCACCAUCCGCCGCAACCUCCUCCGCAUCCAGCAGCUGAUGGAGGAGAACCAGCGUCUGGGCUGCGAGGGGCUGGGCCUGGCGGUGCGCUUCCCUCCCGACGCGGCGGCGGCGGCCGGGCAGCAAGACGGCGCGGGGCCCCUGGUGUGGACGUUCGGCUCCAAUGAGGGCCUCCUCCUCAUGGAGGACAACAGCAUCCAGAGCUACCUCACCCUGCUGUGGAGGGCCAAGCGCUUGAGGGACGCCAAUGAGAGACGAGCUCUGUCGCUAGGUGGAGACGGCACAAAGGUGUCCAACGCCUCCGAGCACGGCCACUUCGGCGACAAAGACGAAGGGCGUGCCCUCGCGGAGACGAACGCGGAGACGCGCAACGGCCUCGACGCCGCCGCCAACGCGGGCCCAACCCGCGGCCGCUUCCCCGGAUUCCCGGAGCCUUGCAGGCACCACCACGUCUCUACUGCCGGAGCGGGCCUCUCUGAUGGGGGGCGACCGCGGGCCGCCCGCGGCGGUGGCGCUGACGCCGGCCAGGGCUUUGCGCCGGCGGCGCCGGACUUUGGCCAGCCUCCGGCGGAAUGCCCCUCGGCGGGCUUCCGCCAUCAGCAGCAGCAGCAGCAGCCUAGGUACAUCAACGCGUUCACGCAGACGUCCUCGGGCAGGCCGAACGGGCUGGAGCACAUGGGCAGGAGGGCCGAGUCGCCCGCGCAGUUUGUCAUGGCGCGGUCGCCCGGUCUGCACUGGAACCCCCCGCUGGCGAGCCAGGCCCCACCACAAGCAACGCAGGACGUGCAAUAUGACAUGUGGUGAAGGGCCCCCGUUCGGUGACCCUCGGCGAACGCCGCGCGUCUCUCAAGAGGCAUUCGCCUGUUCGGGAGGGCUGCGACCGCAGCGAAAGGAGCGAGGAUGGAACGGACCUUUGUGCACUCUUCGUCACUUCCACUGAGAUGUCCGUAGAGACUUCCCCCACGAGCGGAGGAUUGGAUCAAGUGUUGGAGAUGGCUGUGCCGCCGUUGUGGACCAAAUGUAGGAAAGUGCCUCUCGUGUGUCUGUAGCGCCUUCACUGGCAGAUCAGGAGUAUGCAUCGUUUCUCUGGUCUCUCUCGUAAAUGCAAGCUCGUGUAGUUUAUGAUUUAAAAAUCAAGUCUUCUAAAACGGUGUAGUUUAUUUCAUUUUUUUUAGCCGAAGAUGAUCCAAGUUGGCUACUAAUCUGCAGUUUUCAUAAAUAGAAGGUAAGGCAUAUGUUACAACAAGCUGAUUAAAAUGGGACUUCAGGCCAAAAAUAAACUCCUAAAAAAAAGUUUUUUUUUAUUAAACAACGGUUUUAUUAACAACUUCGUUUAACUCGCGGUUGAGAAGUACGUCAAUGGCGCCUGGGACACACGUCGCCUGCUUUGUGUGCGAGCCGAUUCCACAGUUUAGGGACCGCGGCGUUUUUGAGCUACACAAAUAUAUAUAAUUAAUAAGCUGUCCAUACAAAAAUUGUAAUUGCUUGAAAGGAGGCAAUUAAUUUAUGAUUUGAUGCCGAUUUUGAUACAGGCAUGCAUUGUCUCCGGAUCUGAGUACUGUGCAAAAUUUGGAAGUGAUUGGACAACAGCAAGUAGACUAACUUUUGAUUACAAGAUUUGACCAUGACAGACACAAGUGAAGUUAAAUAAAACCGUUGAAUAACACAUGAUGUAUUUGGAGGUAUUGUUAUCCUUCACGCCAGGCGGUGCACAAUGACAUUAUUCAUAAGUUAACACAAGUGUGGGGCGUCACGGUGCCGAGAUGUUAACUACCUUGCCUGGUCUACAGGAGGUCGUGGGUUCUAUCUGGACCCUGACGCCUGCUGUAUAUUUGGAUUUUGCAUGUUCUCCCCGUGGUCGUGUGGAUUUUUCUCUG